AUGCUUAUUACUAUUAUCAUUUUAGUAUUCAAUUGAAUCAUCCUUUUCUUUAAUUAUAAAUCCAUUGCCUCUAAUUAUAAACCAAUCUCUCUCUCUCUCUCUCUGGGCUCUGGACAUUGCUAGUACUAUUCUAGAAACCAAGUCCCCCACUUGUGAAAUUCUGGAUUUCAAAAGCAGUCAGCCUCCAAUCCAUCCAUUCAAAAUCGAGUCGUAUUAUUAUUAUUAAAAAACAAUCCGGAUCGACAAUGACGGGCGAGAAGGCUCGACCGGCGCUGCUGCAUGAGCUGCUGAAAGAGGAGCAAGAGCCCUUCCAUCUCAAAACCCACAUUGCCAACAAACAAUCCCAAAUCAAAGCCCUCCAGCGCAAACACGCCCGCUUCCUCUCCCUCGCCGCCUCUCCCCUCAAGAGCCCCUGCAAGUCCCCCGUCUUCCUCCACUUCCCCUCCCUCACCCAGGCCGCUCUCCGCAUCCAAAAACAGCCCCGCUUCUCCCUGCUCUCCUCCUUCCUCAAACGCCUCAACAACCGCAACCGCGCCAUUACUCAACCAAAUCAAACCCAAGAAGAAGGAAAGUCUUUGGAUUUCGAGGCGUCCACCAGCACCCGCGUUUCUCACGAGUUUUGUCUCAACGAUGAUGAUGAUGAGUGUUUCUGCUCCAGUCCCUUUCGAUUCUCUCUUCACCACAGCCCCUCCACCGCCCGCCUCACGCCCGAGUUUUCCUCGCCGCCGGCCUCACCCCGCCGCCGCGCAAAGCAACAGGCGAAGGAAAAUUCAGACAAUGUGCAAGGAGACGAGGAGGAAGAGAAGGAGCAAUGCAGUCCGGUAUCGGUGUUGGAUCCUCCGUUUGAUGAGGACGAUGUGUGUGAAAGCGGUCGUGCAGAUGAGGAGGAAGAAGAAGAUGAAUAUGAAGAUGAAGAAGACUAUGAUAUGGAUUGCAGCUAUGAGAAUGUACAGAGGGCCAAGCAGCAGCUUAUGCACAGGCUAAGGAGAUUUGAAUUACUUGCGGAAUUAGACCCUGUUGAGCUCGAGAAGAAGCUUCAGGUCGAAGGAUCAGAUGACGAAGGCCAUGUGGAACGAGAUGGAGAUGAGCCAUUUUCACCAUACAGACAGCAGCCCGGUGCAGAGCCAUUGUCGGCUGACAUGAAGAGGCUCGUGUCUGAUCUCAUAGUCGAGGAGAAGAGGCAGAUGGUUCAGCCGGGAGGUAGUGAAGUCAUGAUGGGGCGAAUCUGCAACCGAUUGGAUUCGUGGAAGGAGGUCGAGUUUGACACCGUAGAUAUGAUGAUAGGAUUGGAUUUCAAGAAAGAAUUAGAUGGAUGGAGUAAGCAUGGGGAGCAAAUUCAGGAGACAACAGCAGAAAUUGAGGUUGCAAUAUAUUUACUGCUAAUUCAAGAAUUGACAGAGGAAUUGUUGAUCUCAUGAUAUUGAUUAUCAUAGAAUUAGUUGUCUGAUCCGAGGAGUUAGUUAGAUUUGUAGAGUAUGUAAUGUGUAAGCUAAAUUCUUGAGUAUUUUGGGAGUCAUGAUAACUAAUUCAAUACAUAUCUAAAUUUUAUUUC
Messenger RNA from Salvia hispanica, 1552 nucleotides. RefSeq lists its product as uncharacterized. NCBI's taxonomy places the organism in Eukaryota, Viridiplantae, Streptophyta, Magnoliopsida, Lamiales, Lamiaceae. The record is from RefSeq and is a predicted model, not a curated record.